GUCCCAUACACUUACACACCACGUGGCCAUGUUGGCAUAUAGGUGACCACCAUCCACAGCACCACCACCUCAGCAUUCAAUGUUCUAGCACACAUACCAUACAUACCAAAGCCUCGCUAACAGAUGGAUGGCAUUAAUAAUGGGUUAAACAUGUACCGGACACUGCCAGCUGGACAGGCGAUGGAGAUGUACGCUCAGGCACUUCACGAAGUUCGCGAGGGCUAUGAUGACGAGCCCGAGAUCAAAAGGCAGCGCGGCGCGUUGGCUCUUAUGCCACGCGGCAAUGACGGAAUGCAGCACCUCGCACCUCCGGAGCACUUACUUGCUGCCGGUGUUCAUAAAACGAAAGUCACAGAUCAGCAACUUUCAUUGGACUUGGACAGCAUGCCCGCUGGAUCAUUGCAAGCGCUGAGGGCGCGCUUGUCGGCUCCCUCAGCGCACGUUGGACAUGGCUUACUGCUGCCCACGCACCUAGACAGCCCGGCCGUAGCCUACGGAGCUCAGAGCCAGCAAGCUGACCUUUCGGAGCCUGCUGCAGCGGCAAAGCGCCGUGGGCGUCCCCCGGGGUCAAAGAACAAGCCCAAAAUACCAGAUGGCUAUGGCCUUUCUCCCGGCUUUCCUGCCGGUUCGCCAGCGAACGCGGUACCACAACCGGGCUCUUCAGAUGACGCUUACGAAGCUCCUGAUUCGGUUGACGGAGACGGCUAUGGCAGCCUGGAUGGGUCGGGCGCGCUUUCUGCCGGCAACCGCAAGCGCAAAACCGUAUGGUCGGCUCAGCCUCUGGGCGCCAGCACGUAUCACGACGAAGCAGAUUAUCAACAAGCAACCGCUCCGGAGACGCUGCAGCCAUCUCGCCGGACGGUACCCCUGUCCAGCGUGCCUCAACAGGCCCCUACCUUUCCCCCUCGCGGCGGCCUGCUGUCAGGCGCGGUGCCCUACCCCAAGAACAUGGUCCUGCUGGACCCCCAGGGUCUGCCGGUGAAGCGCGGUCGCGGCCGCCCCCGCAAGGACUACCCGCCCGGCUACCGCCUCGUCCCCGCCGACUCGGUUCCCCCCGAGGUAUUGGCGGCGGUAAACGGUGUGGACGAGGGAGAGGAUGGCGGAGAUGCCGGCGUGGAGGGUGGUGGUGGUGGCGGUGGUGGUGGCGUUGCUGGAAACGGCGGCGGUGGCGGCAUCCCGAUUGAGCUCAUGGCGGCGCUGACUGGCGUGGACCCCGCGGGUGUUGCGGCGGCUGCGGGUGGCGGAGGCGUGGCGACGGCGGCUGGCUGGGUGGCGGAUGCCGCUCCGCGCCAGCAGCAGCAGCACCAGGCUCGCGGUACAGCGACGGUGGGGGCGCAGGGUUACAGCUCGUACGCCGGCUUGUCAUGUGGGUCGGCGCCCACAGCGGAGGAGCCGGUUCAAAGCAUGGAAGGCCUUGUGGCGGCGAUUACGGCGGCAGCGGCUGGCGGGCCUGGGUCGCUGCAGAUGACGCUGGGUGAGAUGGUGAUGGCGGCUACAGGCUUCUCCACGGGGUCGGAGCAGCAGCAGCAGCCCCACACGGAUGGUGGCGGUAUCGUACACGCGGGUGGUUCCGGUGGUUCUGGAGCAGGUCGUUUUGGCAGCGGCGGCGGUGGAGGUGGAGGUGGCUAUGGAAACCAGGAGGCGCAAGGGUAUGUCAUGUACACUGGCGGCAUUGGCGGCGGCAGCGGUGCAGCUGCUGCUGCCAACGCAACCGAUGGUGCUACCCCACAUGGCCAGGUGGAGGAUCGAACGAAUGUCGGCAGGGAGGGUGGUCGACGGCAGGGAGGAUGUCUUUCUCCUCCCUCUUCCUCUGCUGCAGCGGAGGAUUGCAACGCGAUUGGCGGAGCAGCAGGAAGCGGUUAUGGUGCUGAGGGCGCUCGUCGGGGUGUCGUACCAGCGGGAUUCAGUUCUAUCCCGCAAGGAUUUCAUACGGACUUGGUUACGGUUGCUGGUGGCAGCAGCGGCAACCGUCGUACGGCAGUCCUACCUCCCUGUGAUGAUGGAGAGGGCAGGACGGCAGGAGCCAUGGAGCGAGGCGUUCGGACCUUGAUCUCCGCAGUGUGCAGUGCAGCGGAUAACGACGCCCCGCGUGCCUCCGCCUCCGCAUCCGUACGUCAGGAAGGGCAUUUUGCGGUUGUACGGCAUCGCGGCCUAGGCGGGGUAGCUGCCAGUAAUGGUGGCGGAUGCUGCAAGAGCGGGUGCUGUGUUGGCCGCAACGGUGGCAGUGGCGGCGGCCGUUGCUUCACGCACCCAGCCUUGGAGCAGCGUGCUCGUACGAGUGGGAUGUCGGCGCCCGAGCCGCAUGGCGGCGGAUGCAUGGAGGAUCAGGAGGAGGAGUGCGCUGGCGGCAGCGACCCAGAGGACGGAGAUGUGUCGCCGCGCGGCGGUGAAGUAGGUUGCAGCAGCAGGGAUCACGGCAGCGGCGGUUGGGUCAUUCCGCAGUAUGACGGAGCUGACGACGACUUUGGUCUAGGUCUGGACUCGGACCCUGCGCGUGCGGUGGUUGGGGGAGUGGGUGGGGUGGGUGGCGGCUCGGCCGUCGCCUUCACGGGCCUGUCCGGGGGAGAUCCCCUGCAGCAGCUCAUGUCUGCCAACGGCGGUGCGGCUGCGGCGGCGUCCGCACCUUCUCUUGCUUCUGCUGUUAGCGGUGCCGCUGCUGCUCCCGCUGCUGCUGUCGGCGGUGGGCUGAUACCGUCUUGGGCCAUGGGUGGCGUGCCCCAACAAGUAGCGCCGGGCAUGAUCCCAGUCAGCGCCACGGGCGGGGCGUUUGGCGCAUCAGCGGCUGCGGCUGUCGGGAGCUGCGCCCUGCCUGCCAUGGCUGCUGCUAGCGAGCCGUCGGCCCUUGCUUCCGUCGCCUCGGUUCCUCAGCACCACGCGUUUCCGGCGAUGCCGGGCCCUGCCGGCUGGCUGAACCCGCCGCAGAUGGUACCCGUUGCACCCCCGCUUGUCCCCAUGCAGCCUAUACCGCCGCAAGUACCGCAGAUGUUUCCCAUGCUGCCGAACAACCACCCAGCACCCCUGCCCGCCGCUUUCCAACAGCACCCAGCGCCCCAGUUGAUGACCUCGCAGCAGCCACAGCUGGAACAACAACACCAGAUGCUGCAGCUGUCUCAUCUGCAACCCCAACCGCAGCAACCGCAACCCUCGCAGCUGAUGUACAUGCAAUCCCUGGGGCUGCCAUCCCACAUGCCGCCGCUACGACCCGCCCAGCUGCAACCCUCGUCAAGCGCACAUCUUGCCUCGUCAUCCAGCAUCCCCAUGGGAGCUCCGGCCGCCGCCGCCUCGCUGCAACAACAACUCAACCAGGCACCAGCAGCCUUCAUUCCAACGUCCACAUCCCCACCCCUUCCCAUCUCCAUGGAAAGUGCCCCAGCUGCUACGGAGACUGCUGUCGGACCCGCUCCGGCAGCGGCAGCCCAGUCGGCAGCGGCGGCACCCGCGGGUUCCUUACAACGACCGCGACGCCAGCAAGUGGUUCCCGCUCGACUUGCGGGUGAGGACGUGGUGUUGGAUUCAGAGGCGAGCGGGCUGCUAGUCUCUGCUCCCUCCGGCGCUACAGCAGACGCCACGGGCCCGGCACUUCCUAAGCAGCAGCAGCCCCCCGAGCAGCAGCAGCAGGUGGGCGCUACCGCUACCCAGCAGCAUCAACAGCGGCUCCUUCUGCAACUGCAACUCCAUCAGUUGCAGCAACAACAACAGCUGCUCGCUGCGCAGCAGAAGCUGCAUGGUCCGCAUGCCCAAGCCCAACUGCAACACCUACAGCACCAGCAGCAGCUGCUGAUGCAUGCCCUUCACCAACUGCCCCCGCAGCAGCUUCCGCCCCUCCUUCAGCAGCACCAGCAUGCAAGUAAGCAGGAGGCUUCUGGAGCACAAGCCGUCAAACCGGAACAACCCGCAGCCGCCGCAGCUGGGAUCCAGGCCAGUGCCGCACAACAGCCCGUACUGCACCUCCACCCGCCCCUGCAUGCACCGCAGCAGCAGCCACAACAUCAAUGGCAGCACGCCCAGCCUAAACAAGAGGUUAAGACGGAGCCAGCUGCGACCAGCAAGCGUGGCGGCAGCAACAAGGCCGCGCCGGCGGUUUCCAAAACAGCCGCCGCUGCGGCUGCUGCUGCGGCAGCAGCUGCCGAAGCCGCCGAAGCCCCAGCGGGCCGCAGACCUCGGCGUGCUGCAGCGGUGCCGGCGCGCUUUGCGGAUUCGGUGCUGUUCUCCUGCCACCUGGCUGCUGGGGGCACCAGCAACGGGGGUGCCGUACGAGCCCGAUCAAAGAGCGUGGAUCCCCAGGAGGGAGAGGACGCGGAGGCGCCGCCCAAGCGGAAGGGCUCGGUGGGCCCGGACGCAGAGGGCAUGCCGGGGGAUUCUGAGGAGGAAGAUGAGGAUGGCGAGGAGGGUGGUGAGGGAGAGGAGGCUGAGGAGGGUGAGGAGUUGUCUGAGAGCCAGCAGCAGGAGGAGGAGGACUCGGAGGAGAUGUCGGAAGGGGAUGCGGAGUCCAAGCGCCAGGCCUACCUUGCACGUCGCCGCGAGGCCGCUCGUCGGCAGCGUCGCGAAGCCGCCGAGCAACGUCUCAAGCAGCGGCAAGACCUGCAGCAGCAACACCACCCGCAUCAACCGGCCAUGCAACCAGCUGGUCAGGCGCAACAUCAGCAGUACCCGCAGUCGCAGCAACCUGCAGCAGCCGCCUCCUUUCCUCAGGCGCCACGGCCCGCGUUGGCCGCCGCCGCCGCUGCCGCCGCUGGCGGCCCCGGCGGAGGUGGUCCCGGAAGCGAAGCCGACGGCGACUCCGAAACCGACGCCAACCGACGUCGUGGACAGGAGAAGCAGGUGCUCACAGCGGCAGAGCGACAUGAGCGGGAUCUUGCGCGCCGCCGGGAACGAGAGCGACAGCGCCGAGCGGAGCAGCGCAAAAUCAGAGAGGCAGCGAAGCUUCAGGUCGCGCAAGCAGCACAGGCCACCGCCGCCGCUGCUGCCGGGCUACCGCUGUACAUCCCUGGCGGUGUUUCGGGAGCCGCUGCUGGCUUGCUUCCGUUGGCACCACUAGCAGCGUCGGCAGCACUGCCAGCAGGGGUUGCGAUUGCGGGACCCGGGGGGCCGGCUGCCGCCGACGGUGAUGCGGCUGGGGUGCAGCAGCGGCGGGAGCAGGAGCAGCCCGUCGGUGUUGGGGCGAAUGGUGGAGUGGCAGGGGUAAAGCAAGAGCAAGACGGAGAGGUUGCCGGCGCUGGGGUUGCGGCUGCAGCAGCUGUCGGUCAACCAGCGGCUCUUCUCCCAGGUGCCGGCUCCGCGCCAGCGCUGGCCGCUACCUUGGCUGCUGCGUCUGGUCUAGCGGCGGCACGGCCUGCCCCCGCCGGCCCUGCGCUAACUACUGCGGCUCCAGGCGCCGCCCCUGCAGCGGUGCUGUCGGCGGUACUGGCGGGGGCCAAGCCGGCGCCCUCCGCCGUCCUGAAGGCGCCCGGAGCAGCAGCAGCAGCAGCCCUAGCUCCCGCAACGGCGGCGGCGGCGCUAGCUGCGCUUCGACCCGCACUUUCCGGUGCUGCUGCGGCGGCGCUGCCCGGCUCCACGACCAUCAACUUCGCCACCCUGCCGCCGUUGGUCCUGCCGCCGCCGCUGCCGCCAUCCGGCGGCGGCCCCAUCCGCUCCCUAGCGGCAAUGCCCACGGCACUGCCGCCGACGUCACGGCUGCUGACGUCGGCCGCCGUUCCUUCCGUCACCACCGCCGUCGGCGUCGCUGCCGCUGCCAAGACCGCCGCCAUCGCCGUCUCACCGGUUGUUUCAUCCAUGGGGGACCCCGCGUUAGCCGCUGCUGCCGCCGCUGCUGGGCAGAAGCGGCCGCGACAGAGGUUCUUGGGCACCCCUACCGAGAAGCGGGAGCGGGAGCUGGCGAUAAAGCGCGAGCGGGAACGCCAGCGACGCUUACGGCUGAAGCAAGAGCGGAUGAUGAAGAAUGGCGAGGGCGGCGAGUCCGGCGCAGGGACAACUUCGGGUGGCGGCGGCGGUGGCGGCGGCGCCGGCCGGGUGGGCUUUGCACCUACUGGCGAUGGCGACAGCCCCCUAACAACGUCCUCCAACGGCCCCAUUCCUUCCGAUUCCGGUGAUGACGGCGUGUCGCAGCAGCCGCAGGAUUUCGGGGAGGACGGGCGGGAUCAGGAGCAGCGAGGCGGCGGGAAUGAUGACGGCGACAAGGAGGCGAAUCAGCCGCCGCAGGAGCGACAACGCCGGCGGCGGCAUGACGGCGGCGGCGGAGGCGGCGCCUCGGAUGCUAACGACGGCGGCGGCGGCGGUGACGACGAUAACAGCGGCGACGGCGACGGCGGCAACCCCAAUGAGACCGCAGAAGAGCGGCGGGAGCGCGAGCUGGCUGUCAAGCGUGAACGCGAGCGACAGCGGCGGCAACGUCUCAAGGAGGAGCGGGAGGCGGCCGCGGCGGCGCUGGUUCUGGGCCCCGUGUCACGUCGCCGAGAGGCUCCUCAGCGCGCCGCGGCGGCGGCGGCAGCGGCCGUCGUCAACAUGUUUGCUACCUCCGGAGCUGCCCCGGUGGCUUCAGGUGGCGGCGGCGGCGGGACGACAGCCGGCGGUGGCGGCGGCGGUGGCGGCGGCGGCACUGGUAAAGCGUCUUUAGACGCGGCGGCGGCGGGACGUCGGGAUAAGGCACUUGCAGAGAAGCGCGAGCGGGAGCGUCAGCGGCGGCGGGAGCUGAAGCGUCAGCGGCGGAAGGAGCAAGGCGGUGACGGAGGCGAGUCGGAGGACCAGGGAACGCCGCCGCCGUCGUCGGCGCCGCCGCAGAAGGGCAACAGCGUGGCCUUCUACCAUGCGCUGCUGCGUAAGGUGAAGCGGCAGGUGCAGCAUAUCAAGCAGGAGGAGCACGCCCUCACCGUGUACGAGGCUGAGGGCUGGCGCGGCGGCGCGCGCAAGAAGGUGCAGCUGACGUACGACAUGUGCCGCAGCCGGCAGGCCCUGGAGCGCCGCCGGGCCGCCAUCCGUGAGGCGGUGGCGCUGUGUGACGCGCCGCCGGGGCUCAAGUCCAUUCCCGCGGAGCUGUUUGAUGAGGAGGGUGAGCUGGAGGAGCACCAUAUCUUCUGUGCGGUGUGCUACAGCUACGAGAUGGCGGAUGACGACGACGUCAUCCUGUGCGACGGGCCCUGCAACUGCGCCUUCCACCAGAACUGCCUGGACCCGCCGGUGGACGUCUCCAAGCUGCCCGAGGACGAGGGCUGGCUGUGCCCCGCGUGCGACUGCAAGGCUGACAUCCUGGACGUGCUGUACGAGGAGUUUGGAAUUGAGUACGACAUUAACGACCCCUGGACGGCCAUCCUGCCGCCAACCGCCAACGAGGAGGCGGCGGGUGGGGAGCAUGACACGGAGGGGGCUGCAGGCACCGGCAGCGCCGACGAGGAGGCGGGCGAGGGCGAGGGUGAGGGCGGCCGGCGGUCCCGGCGGCCGCGGCGGCGCAUCCGGCCUCCUCCGCCGGGCGCCGAGCCGGCAAUGGUGGGCUGGCUGGCUGAGAGGCUGCCCUCGGAGGAUGAGGAGGACGAGGACUUUGCUGCUGCGGAUGACGCUGAGGGCAGCAGCGGUGAGGAGGAGGAGGGUGAGGGCGGCGGCAAGCAGGCGGCAGCAGCAGCAGUCCUUGGUUCCAUCCCCGGGGCCGCAGCUGCAGCGGCGGUGGCGGCGGAGGGAUCUGCGGAGCCAGGUGCCGGGGGCGGCGAGGAGGAGGCGGAGGCUGGAGGAGGGGAAGCAGAGGAGGAGGGUGAUGGCGAGGAGGAGGAGGAGGAGGGAGACGACUCUGACGAGGACAUGGAUGAUUUGGAGGAGGAGUCUGAUUUGAGCGGUCUAGGAGAGGGCGAUGAGGAUGAGGGCAGCGGUUCGCUGUCUGAUGGAGACGAGGAGGAUGAGGACGGCGGCGAGGGCGGCGGCGAGGGAAGCAUGGAGCCGGAGGAGGUGGUGCACGGCAAGCGGCAGCGCAAGCAGGUCAACUACGCCGAGCUGCACAAGCAGCUGUUUGGCACCGCGCCCGCUGCUCCAGGGGAGGACGAGGGUGAGGAGGACGAUGACUACGACCCCGACAUGGCCUCCCCGCCAAGCAAGAAGCAAAAGGGAGGCGGCGGAGGAGGUCAACAGUCUUAAGCUGCCCUGCUUUUCGGAUCUUGUUUGGAUCUGCUUUCUGGAUUAUCCUGUUUGAAUCCUUAUUGGAUUCGAUGUAGUUCUCAUAUGUGCGGGAAGAGCUUCAGGAGCAUGAGAAGGCUGGCGCAGAUUUUGUCAACGUUCAUUUCGCGUCAUCACGCGCAAUAGGAAGGGAUUGGCGACACUUUCAUAAGAGCUGUGAGGCUCCGUGCAUGCCCACAUGGUCAAAGCGCGUUCUGCGUGGGUGUUUUUGAGUGGUUCCGUAACAUGUUACUGGAUUGGAGCGGCACAUGGGGCCUAGGUUAACGGUUGACGGAGACCUAUUCUUAGGAGCCGUCAUGUUGAGACGAGACGGCGCUAUGGUUGUGGAAGGUCCAAGGACCCAGAAUUGGGCAUCGUAAUGCGGGGAAACGCGCUUCACUUCUUAGCAAUCAAGAUGAAAGUGGGUAGUGGUGUAGGGGUUAUGUAGUUGUCCGUGUUGAAAAAACUGGCCGCGAGUCCGUGGGUGUGAUGUCCUCAUGUGGUGUCGUACCUACGUACGUACGACACGUUUCAUGCGGCUCUCUGAUUACUGAAACUGGUCAUUGCUUUUCCUUCCUUGGGCUGACCCUGGCUCGCGGCAUCUCCGGUAGCUGGAAGGAGGGGAAGACUUGUGAGGCUCCCCACUGCGUGUAUGUCAGAGCGGUACUGAACUGGUAGUUGCAUUGUUGGUGGGGGGGGGGGGGGAUCCGCACGCGGCACACGUUGAGGGUGGUACCGAUAGGCUUCCUUGACACCUCUCCCGUGACGGGCAUUACCACAAGUCGGAGGACAUGCAUGGGUAUACCGGCAAGCUACAAAGAGAAAGGAACACAAAGGUUACUGUUUACGAGGUGACGAGGUGGAGGUGGAGAAGAUUGUAGGUUGGGUUGGCAGCAGCUUGCCGCGUUAAUGGGAUAAGAAGCUAAGUACGUGCUCCCUUACUGCUCUGCUCUGCUGAAUGGACCCAAACUCCGACAAGUAGGUGAGGUGAGGAGCCGGGAGGGGCGGCUGCGGCUGCGGCUGACCCGGGGGUCUGUUAAACGCGACUAGGAAGAAGCAUUUGACCAGAGACGUGGUCCAUGUGACCCCCGCGAAGAGGUUGCUAACUGUGGCUUGAGGAGGCUGAGCAAGGGCAGCCAACUGGCAACUGCGGUCCUGCAGGCCGUGCGAGCGCAACAGCUUUGUCGCUAGGUCCAAAGCCGAAGCGACGCUAAUCUCAAAGGACGUCAUGAAAAAAACGAGAAUGGGC
Molecule: messenger RNA, 9382 nt
Organism: Astrephomene gubernaculifera
Lineage: Eukaryota; Viridiplantae; Chlorophyta; Chlorophyceae; Chlamydomonadales; Astrephomenaceae
Source: the annotation of a GenBank genome assembly